UCGCUAACACGCUCUACAGCUCAUGGCACACCGACACGGCCUCGGACGCGUCCUAGGGCCUCUCCUCUGGUGACCGAACGCCAUCACUCGCGCGCCGUGCGGGCCCCCGGGGUGCUGCAACAAUGCGGUUGCCUUACCUCGGCGCCGCUGUCGUUCGUCACGUCCUGCCGCUGCUGCUCUCCGUGUCGCAACUCGCAGCAGUAGCAGCAGCAGCAGCAGCAGCAUCCGAUCCGCCAACUCCAAGCCCGCUCUGGAUCCAGCCGUCAGGCGAAUGGUAUGGCAUCGAUGGAACUUGGUCCAACUUCCUUUUUUACGUUGGUUCUCCCGCCCAGGUGGUCUAUCUGACCGUUGCCACGGCCCUGUCUGAGAUCUGGGUCAUCUCGACCGGUGGCUGCGUCCCAGUUCAACUAUGCAUCGAUGCCCGGGGCGGCGUCUUCGACAGUUCACAAUCCGAAACAUGGCGUUCGCUGGGGGCCUGGCAGUUGGGCAUGAACUACACGGGCAUGGGCGGCAAUGGGGACUACGGGCUGGACACGUUCGCCUUCGUCAACACGGUGACGCGGAUAUCCACCUCCAUCAAAGGGGCGCUGGUGGCUGCCAUCAAUGACACCGACUACUACGAGGGAUAUGUGGGCGUUGGCGUGACGCAGGGCCGAUUUGGCUCCAACCUAACAACCCCUCUCAUCUCGCAGUUGGCCGAAACGUACGGCACGAUCCCUAGCCAUGGCUACGGAUACACGGCGGGCGCCUAUUACCAUGACGAUGGAAAGAACAGCGGGACCGUCGCGUCCUUGACGUUGGGGGGAUACGAUACGUUGAGGUUCAAACCGCAUGACACCACCUUUUCGCUUGACCCAUUAACCCGACUACCCAACGUCCGAGUGCGCGGGAUCACCGCCCAGGUGACGUCGAUGGAUCACGCACCCACCAAGAACUGGACGUCGACGGAGCGGCCCCUCGUGACUAUGGACGAUUCCAUCAUCGCUCUCAUUGACACCUCGACGCCUUACCUCUGGCUCCCCACCGAGGUGUGCGAACGCUUCGCUGCAGCUCUGAACCUGACGUGGAGGGAGGACUUGGGUGUUUACGUCUUUCGCGACGGAGCGCAGUACACACAGUAUCAGUCCGACACGUCGCUUUCCUUCACCUUCACGCUUUCCAGUUAUCAGAAUGCCGACAACUUCGGACAGCCCCUCAACACCCCCGGAGUCGUCAACAUCACUCUCCCGUCGGCCGCGUUUGCGCAGCUCCUACGAUACCCCUUCAAGAAUGUCAUCCAAUGGGGGAACUCGAGCAUUCCAUAUUUUCCCCUUAAACGGUCCACCAAGGAAGUCAACAAUAAUCAGUACAUCAUUGGGCGCGUGUUCAUGCAGGAGGCAUAUAUGAUUACCAGUUACGACCGGGCCACUUUCUCGGUUCAUCAGUCUCUCUUCCCUAUUAACGCCGCUACGAACUACUCGCUCGAGGCUAUCACGAGGCCGAUCGAUAGUCCAUACCCGCAAUACCAAGCACCCAGCAGUCCGAGUCAGGGGCUGAAUUCUGGCCAAAUCGCCGGCAUCGUGAUCAGUGCCCUCAUAUCCGGCAGCAUUUUGGCAUUGGUCCUCUGGUUCUGCCUCCUACGCAAACGGAAGGCGAGGCCGAAGGAACCUGCACCGCAAGAGGAGGAAAACAAAGAGGGCCCUCAGGCUGCUGAAGAGGAAGACGACGAGCCGAGGAGUCCGGUCAAGAGGAUGUUCACCAAGAUCAUCAGGAAGAAACGAUCGAGGAAACCCGUUGCGCACCAAACGGACGGGAGCACCGAGCACCCAGUUGAGGUCGGGGCUGACGCCCAACACCAGGUCUUUGAAAUGCCGGUGCCGCCUGAGCCGGUUGAGCUAGACAGCCACGAUGUUGGAGACGAGGAAACCGAGUUUGGCGCCGACCGCACCGAUGGUUUGAGCCAGUACGAGAUCACCAGGCGGAAACUGGACCGCCAGUUGCAGGGACCAGUGCCGACCUACACUCCGACGGCGUUUCCUCCCCCGGCGCCUGGGCCGGAGAAGUCGAUGCAAGAUCCAAGUCCCGUUGCUCAUCACAGGCCGUCCGAUGAACCGUCUCCGGCGUUGUCACCCACGUGCGCCAACGGCAACUCCCUUCCCGCUUCGCUUCCUUCUCCCUUGACGCCACAUGGGGAUUGGACCAGCCGCAUGUUUGACCUGCCGUCGCCCAUGACGGUUGCACCUCCGUCGAAUCAUCUCAACGCUUCUUCCAACGGAUCCGAUCCCAGCAGCUACUCUCCCGUCUCACCCCAGUCUCCAAAUUCCCCCCACACUUAUGCUCCUUCGUCCCUUACCCGCUCUGGUUCGAACGCUUCGCCCACUUCUCCAACCGGAUCCGUGCAGCUGCCUUCCCCUUCGUUCCAACGAACGCCGAUCGACCCAUCGCGAGUGGUAUGCCUAGGGCCUCUGCCGGAGAAUAUCCAGCUUCCACGCCUGCAACCACCAAUACCUCGGAUCGUGACUCCCAGCGACGCUUCGUCGCAUGCUGAGCCCGCUUAUCUCGGUCCUGAAGACUUGCCACCCCCUCAACCUCUCGGACAUCGUCGAUCCCAGACUCAGGGCUCCACCGAUACGCUCGGCAGCAACUUCACUGUUGAUGAGGAGACCCAAUUGAGAUCGGAGAUUGGAACAAGAAUCGAAAGCGCGACACAAGGCCACCAUCCCCAGGCCCAGGGCCAUGACCACGACAUACCGCGCAGUCCUCGUAGCAUGACCGUUACUGAAGAGACCCAAUUGAGAUCGGAGGCUGGGACAAGAAUUGAAAGCACGACACAGGGCCAACAUCCCGAGGGCCAUGACCACGACAUACCGCGCAGUCCUCGCAGCAUGGAGCGCAUCGAAGCCGGUUCGGAGCUCAUCCACGUGCCGCAGGUCGCGGAGAAGCGAUAUAGCUGGGAGGACCAGGACGAUCGUCAUUUAAUGCGACGGCCAUAACCCCCCGGUUUCACCCUAUGUUUUACUACGCAGCGUACAUAUUCCUGCCGAAAUUUCUCUGGAUUUUGUUUGAGAAGCUGGGUUAUUAUAUACCACCACUGCCAUGGCUGGCUUUUCAUUUUGGGUACAACGGGAGCGAGGCGUUUCGGAG
Messenger RNA from Thermothielavioides terrestris NRRL 8126, 3123 nucleotides. RefSeq lists its product as uncharacterized. Gene Ontology annotation, cellular component: fungal-type vacuole. The coding region runs from base 123 to 2972 and encodes 949 amino acids. The transcript is spliced from 4 exons. The record is from RefSeq and is a predicted model, not a curated record. Gene Ontology annotation, molecular function: aspartic-type endopeptidase activity. Lineage: Eukaryota; Fungi; Ascomycota; Sordariomycetes; Sordariales; Chaetomiaceae. Gene Ontology annotation, biological process: proteolysis.